Molecule: messenger RNA, 3363 nt
Organism: Poecilia reticulata (guppy)
Lineage: Eukaryota; Metazoa; Chordata; Actinopteri; Cyprinodontiformes; Poeciliidae
Gene: tmem71
Product: transmembrane protein 71
Source: RefSeq, a predicted model, not a curated record
ACGACCUCAGGUUCGGUCCAGACGACCUCAGGUUCAGUCCAGACGACCUCGGGUUCGGUCCAGACGACCUCUCUCAGCCGGAUUUUCGGUCUCUGACUUUGCUGAAGUCAGUUCCUGAGUUUUGUGCUCGGCUGAUAAACGGUUAACAGGAAACAUGACCUCAGACUCUCGGCCUCUUUCUGUGUCUCUGCUUGUUCUUCUGCAGCUUCGCCGCUGCAGGAUGUGACAGAACCGCAGCAGAUAAACUUCUUCCUCCUCAGCCUGAAGAUCAACAGACGAGACGCAGCCGACAAACAUGGCUCUGUUCUUCUCUGGAGCCGUCACCAGUUCCCCGAUAAAACGGCGGCUGCGUGGGAAUCACUCCUGCCACAGCCCGGACGUGUCCCUCCUGUCCCCCGACUCGUCCUACGUCUGCUACCCGUCUGCGGACGCCGGCGCCCCCUGCUGCUGCCGCCGCUCGCCGCGCCUCCUCACCAACGGUUACUACGACGUCACAGAGGACAGCUUCUGCCUGGACGAGGACGGAAACGUGUCUCUGACCGACUGCAGGACCAGCGUGUCCUACAAGGAGAACCUGGUCAGAGUUUUCCGGCGCAGGCGGAAACCGCGCAGCGCUCUGGUUUCCCUGCUGAGCGGCGUUUCAGAGAGCUGCCAGUCAUGGCUGGACCAGAAGCUGUUCAGAGGCAUGCUGGGAACCGGCCUCAGACAGGACCCGGACUGGCCCCGGGUCGGCCAGCAGGGGGCGUCUCCGUGUCGAUUGGACGAGUCUCUGUGGGCGGAGCUAAACGCCGAUCCGGACGACGGACGUAGCUUCACCUAUGAUCCCACCGAAGCCCCGCCUCCUCCGGACAAAGAAGCCCCGCCCCCUCCUGAUGAAUUAGCCCCGCCUCCUGGGAAGCUGCUGAUCCAGGAGGAAAUCUGCUCCGAGAUCAGUCAGUCCACGCAGCGCUUCGCCCAAUCGCUGAGCGGCCUCUCUGAAGUCCCGCCCCCUGCGGCCUUCUACAGCUGCCGCCAGGCGCCACCCGAACCUCCAGGGCUGACGAUGAAGGCUCUCCUCAUCCUCAUCUUCAGCAUCUUCAUUAUCAGUGUUCUCUACUCAGGCUCCUGCUGGUGGAGCGCCAUGGUAACGGCCGCCAUGGUAACGGCCGCCAUGUUGGCGACGAUCUCAGCCGUGAUGUUCGUGACGAAGUCGGGUCCGAUGGGCGAGUGGAGGAGAGCGAAGACGGAGGACAUCACAUCCAGGAACGAGUAGGAACCGGAACCAGAACCGGAACCGGAACCGGACCAGAACCAGAACCAGAACCGGAACUUCUGACAGGAUUCUGUAGAAACCUUCCUGCUAGUUUUUCCCUCCGUGUUCGAAAAGGUGAAGCUGGUUCUGAGCUCUGGAGGCUUUUAAAGCAAACCGGGUUUGAGUUCACAGAAAGGGAAGAAAUCAUGGAUGAGUCAUCCGCCUCAGGAAUCAAUAAUCAAUCAAUAAUCAAUCAUUUUUUACCAGCAGAUAAAGAAUAAAAACUGUUUUAAAAUGGCUGAAGGAGCUCAGAACCGUUCGGUUAGCUUAGCAUCGCAUGGAGCUGCUAAACUUCACAUUAUGCUUAAAAUAUGCAGAAAAAAAUCUAAAAAAGUUUUAAAUCAAGUUCAGGUGUUUAUUUCUAAAUGCACAGAAAUCAUUUAGAAAUGAUUUAGAUCUAAUAUUUCAUUCACAGACGAGGAUGAUGAUUUAUUACCGUUUAUUUAUCAAACGGAUAAAUAAAUAAACCACAAAGCAUGAGAGCAAAACUAAAAUAUUCUGUUAUCCAGGUAUAAAUAUUUAAAAAACUUAAAUUUCAGAUGAAUCUGAAUUAUGUUUAAAUCUGAGGUCAGGUCCUCACUGCUUGGAGAGGCUUUUAUUUUGAAAGGAUUCAUCUCUGUAUGGAGCCCCUGCAGUGCUUUUAAUUUAUCACCUCUGAGCUUAAAAAAAAGAUACAAAUUAAUAAAUAAAAUUGACCACAUGAUAAGCUAUAAGUGAAAACAAGACGUUUUAAAAAUAAAUAUUACAACUAAAUUAAUUAAAAUCAAUUAAAAUACAGGCAAAUGAGCCUAAAAUCUGAUAAAUUAACAGAUUUGGUCCAUACAUUCAGCUGUAAAUAUGAUAUAAUUUAGUGCAAAAUUCAAUUCUAAUUAUGAUAUAUUUAAUUCUUUUUUGUGAAAUUUCCCCCUUUUGAACAAACUUUUAUUUUGAAAAGCAUCUUUUAAUUUUUGCGUUAAUGUAUUUUAUCCUGUUCAGACGGGUUAAUAUGAAUAAAAACUUGAUGUUUAUGAAAUGUUAGAUAUUAAAAUAAUUGAAUAAAAGUUUAAUUCUUAUUAUUAUCCUUCACAAAACUAAACUGCAAAGUUCAGCUGUAAAAAAGUGAGAAAAGGGAUUUCAGAAGAUAAAUUCAAGAAAAAAUAAUGUUAUUUACUUCUCAUGUAUAUUUAUUCCCAUGUCAAAGUUUUCACUUUGUCACAAUCUUUUAUUUUGAAAGGGACUUGCCUCUGUAUGGAGCCCUUGAAGUGCUUUUAUUUUGUAAUCCAGUCGCACUUCAGCAGCUCCAUGUGAGGAAUCGCAGAGACCAAGUGAUGUAAACUGCACUGUAAAACUUUCUGGACAUUUAUCCAGAGCUCAGCUUCGGUUCCAGGCUAAAUCAGAGCCGAAGGUCGUGAUGCGUUCAGGGCUCGUAAAAUGAAAACUCUUCCCGCAGCAAUCGCUCUGGUCGCGCUGAGGUCCGAAGAGCCGUUUUUAUCAAAGUGCCAGAUUUUUUAUCCAGAAUCAAAACGGUGAUAUUUUUGAUACGACAGCCAGCGCUCUGCUUGAUACGCAUGUUCUCCUUCUGCUGUGUUUUUAUUAGAGACCAAAACUCUGCUGCCCUCUGCUGGUUGGAACCAGCCAGUGCAGCUUGUGUGGGUUUUUUAAAAAAAUCAUGUUUAAGUGAAAUUUGUGGAAGUUUUUUUUUGACUUUCUUAGCUCUAGAUCUGUGUGAAGCUCUUAGCCUCACACUCCUCGUGUGCUACUGUUUGUGUUUGGAUUGGACGCAGUUGGAAACGCGGCGCUGUGCUCGUGACGGCGCCGGAGCUUAGAACCAGUCCGGCAGCUCAGCAGGAGUUAAAUAUUAAUAUUAAGAAAAAAAUGUGGAGUUUAAAUUAAAUUUGUCUGAAUCUGAAAAUAUUUCCCAUAAAAUGAGAUUUUUAGGGAAUAAACUCGCACAUUUCAGAGGCGUCCUUCGAUAUUUGACCACCUGGUGGCGCUGUGACGUUACAUUUAACUUCCUGUCUCCUGCCUGCUGUCAGACUGUUUCAUUUGAAGUGACUGUUUGUUAUGAAGCUAUUAAACCACGUUAAAGACGA